AAUAAUCGUGCAUAGGGGAGCCAUGGGGGAAAAAAUCGAGCAAGCGNUUUCUAAGUUCUAUCUUUGAUGCGAAAAAAAUUCUUGCACAUGCCAUUGCCCACUAAAAAAAAGUCAUGCACAACCUAAAGGUACGAAAAAACAUUCAUACUCUAGAAAGUUACAUAACCCCUGCCCCCCUCCCCUUCAAAAAAAAAAUAAUAAUGGUCCGUCCCUAACCUCGAUUCUUUCCGCCUACGAGCGGUUUCCGUGGAUACCAUGGGAUCGUCACGCCUUCUUUUCCCGCCAAUCUUACUCGUCUUCGACUAAAGCGAUCACACCCUGGGAACAUUUUUCACGCGAUCACAUUUUUCACGCGACAACAUUGAUUUCGAAUUGUGCAAAACAGACUGCUUUUGAUUAGGCGGAGAAAAUUGAUCCAAGGUCGUGACCAUUGUUCAAAUAUUGUUAAUAUUGUUUCCUGUUGGCGUGUUUACGUGCGUGAUUGACAUUCCUCGGAUGCUGCUUACAUUUCAUUCGUAUGCUCACGGCAUCUGAAUACCUUGGUUUUGCACUCAUUGCUGUACAUAUCCUGAACUCAUCACUUCAUCUUCCUCCCGAAAUAGAAGUAACUGGUCGAGAUCAGUCAAAAAGUAUAAAACUGGAAGCCUGAAAUCAGGUAUGGAUCUAUCUUUGCGAGAUGACAAAUCAACCGAUUUCCUGACUCACAAAUCUAAAGAAGACCUUUCUUAUGAACCGAAAGAAUGGAAGGGAAAGUCUUCAAAUGACAUUACCGCUGCCGAGAGUGGUGAUGGUGGGAAAGAAAACCGUGAGACUUGGGGACACAAAGCGGAAUUCAUCCUAGCCACUGUUGGUUUAGCUGUUGGUUUGGGCAACGUUUGGAGGUUUCCGUACCUUUGCCAGAAAAAUGGAGGAGGUGCUUUCCUUAUUCCUUAUGUUAUCUUCAUGGUGAUUGAGGGAUUACCACUCUUCUUUCUGGAGCUAAGUAUUGGUCAGCGAAUGAGGAAAAGUGCCAUAAAAUGCUGGCAAGAUGUGCAUCCAGCCCUGUUUGGAAUUGGUGUGGCAUGCCUUAUGGUGUCUCUGAUGUUGUGUCUCUAUUAUGUGGUUGUAAUAGCUUGGUGUUGUUAUUACUUCUUCAUUUCAUUUACCUCACUACUGCCGUGGGAACACGACAAGCUAUGUAACAACUACAAGGCAUUUACACAACUUGGAGAAGCUGUUGCCCAAUGUGCCAAGAACAACUCUUGUUCAAACACAACUCAUGCACGUUUGAAGUCAGAAUAUGAUAACUUCCCUGAUUGCUGUGUGCGAGAUCCACCACAAUAUUACUUCUACCAUCACACACUGCAGAUCUCAACUAGUAUUGAAGAUACUGGUGUUGGAAUAAAUGGAAAACUUGCUGGAUGUUUGGUGUUUGCAUGGGUUAUUACAUACCUUUGUGUAGUCAAAGGAAUCAAGUCAAGUGGAAAGGUUGUGUAUUUCACUGCAACCUUUCCUUAUGUCAUCCUGAUCAUCUUGUUCUUUCGAGGAGUUACAUUAGAAGGAGCAGGAAAUGGUGUAAAAGCCUUUUUUAGCCCAGAUUGGUCGCUGCUAGCAGAUGCCAAUAUUUGGAAAGAUGCUGCUACCCAAAUGUUUUUCACCCUUAGCCUGGGCUUUGGUGCACUGAUUGCAUUUGCAAGCUACAUGCCUCUUCACAAUCAAGUGAUGCGUGAUGCAUAUACUGUGGUAUUCAUCAACUGUGGCACAUCACUGUUUGCUGGUAUUGUGGUGUUUUCCAUUCUGGGAUAUAGAGAACAUGUCACAGGCAUCCCAGCCACUGAGGUUGGAUCUGGUCCAGGACUUGCAUUCAUGACAUUUUCUGAUGCCAUUCUUCUGAUGGACGUGUCACCACUCUGGGCCAUUCUUUUCUUCUUCAUGUUGAUUCUCCUUGGAAUUGACAGUGAGUUUGGUACCCUGGAAGCAGCCAUUGGUCCAAUAAUGGAGCUUAAGAUUUUCCCCAAUAUGAGGAAGGAAUUGCUGACACUACUUGUCGCUGUGAUUCUGUUCCUGUUUGGUUUGGCCAUGGUUUCUGGUCCAGGUUUCUAUAUCUUCCAAAUGUUUGAUGACUAUUCAGUUACAAUCCCAUUAUUGGUAAUUGCCCUAUUCCAGUGCAUUGGAGUGGCAUGGGUUUAUGGCAAUGACAGGUUUGCUGAUGACAUUGAAUUCAUGACAGGAAAGCGACCAUGGAUUGGCUGGAUGAUCUGCUGGAAAUACAUCUCCCCUCUAGCUUUGUUUAUUGUUCUUGUUGCUCUCAUUGCUCAGCAGAGUCAGAGUGCUCCGACGUAUUCUAAAUUUGUUGGAUGUAAACAGAAACCAUACAGUGGUGGAGGUUCCGAUACAUGGACAGAAAGCACUCCAUACCCAGGCUGGGCAGUAUUUGUUGUUGUAAUGAUUGUGCUUGCCUCUACUCUCCCAAUUCUCAUAUGGAUGAUCAAGGAUUGGCCUAAGAAUUGGCGUGCAAGCUUCCACAAGACAUUCUUUUCUGGAGCCAACAAUUACCUUCCUGACCCGAAGAAAGAAGAAAUUCCAGAAGCUCAGACUAAGGGUGCAAGCAACUAUGGCAUAGAUGGGGGCAAUGUAAUGUAAUGUAUUAUAAGGCAGUUGUAAAACAAAGCCUGUUUUGCUAUGUGACUUGGCAACAUUUUUUUAUAUAUUAACCAGUGAGACAACAGACAAAGCUAGCAGAGCAAGCUUUUCUGGCCUAGCUUCAAAGUGCACUUUUGUGGGACGAAACAUAGGGUCAGAAAGGCACAUUAAAAUUUAAAGUAAGGUCAUUCACCCAGUAAAAAUAGGGUUCCAUUUUCUUAGUCCCAGCCUGUAGUAAUCUACAACAUUUGAGGGUAUUAUUAGCUUGGUGAGCAUCUGAUUUAUCAUUUUCUAUCCCCCAAUUUAUACAUAUACAAAAGUAAUUGCUCCAUGUAUGCAUAAUGGAUUUCAUUGUUAGUUAACUGACACAUAGUUCACACAUGUAUGUUUGUAUUUACCAUUAAGCAUUUUGUAGUUAUUUCCAAGUGUACAAAAGGCAAGGAAAUGAUUCUGAGGCAUGAAAAAGGAAGAGAAAACAAUGCGGUUAGAGAGUUGGGCUGUGAAUCCAGAUGUCCAUGAAUUAUAUUACAUGUAUAUUGCAUUGUUGAGCAAGUGUUACUGUCACAGUUUCUCUAUCCACCUGGAUAUAAUUGUCAAGACAACCUCCAAACGUCCUAAGCUCUAUUUGCUAAAAUCUGUGCCUUUGGUUUAAUGUGAGCUGCCUCAGAUAGGUUCCUUCCAAAGAAUGUAGCAAGCUUUAAUCAGUGUUUGACAAAAUCAAUUGUUUAUUGCUGCCCUUUUCCUUAUAAAUGUACUGAUAACUUUAGAGAGAAAAGUAGAAGACCAAGUUAGUGAUAUCUACAGUUAAUGUUACUGUAUGGCAUUUUAGAAAUAAUUUGCUUCCAAUAUGGUAUUUGACUUCAUUUAACCCUAUUCAAGGCAAAACUGUCCUGCUUUUCCUCUCAAAAGUAUCACCGUCUGUUAUUUUUUAUAGGCCUGUAAAUAAUGGGCUUCACAUGAGUAAAAAAUUCAAAAAGAGCACUGGAAACAAAGGAAAAAAGACCAAAAUCAGUUUUAGCUGAAUUAUCUCAUAUUUGUUUGCUUCUGAUGUGGGAGUUUCUCUUGUUGCUGCUGCUUCUACAGUUCUUUAAGUUCUUGUUGUCAGCUUCCCCAAGGACAAGAUGACCCUGGGUUAAUGUGGGCCUUUGUCUAAUCUUGAGUAGCUUUGGUGGCUCUGUUCUCUAUAGUAUUAUGACCACAGGUGCACCAAGGAUGAAAUCUUCUGGAAAUCUCCCUGCCCUCAAAGUAAACUGUCUGGGUUUUUCAAUGUUUUAUGACAUGAGCAUGAUCAAGAAAAAAUGAGUGAAUUUCCUUGUUUCCUUUUGUGAAAUUCUGUAAUAUAACUGGUUAUAACUAUUUUACUCAAAUUGGUGCUCCUUUUUGGGAAAAUCUAUCUGACCACUCCUACUUUUAAUUACCAAAGAAGUAAUUUAACAUUAAUUAAGAGAGACUCUGUACAACAUCAACUUCUUAGUGUUUAAAUUCUUACCUGGCCACAUUUUACCAAAGGAAAUUCAAGCAAAUCACUCACUAGGCACCCAAAUGGUGGAAAAAUGUAUUUCUUUGGGCAGCCUUAAUCUAAGACUGAGAUGUAAAACACUAUUUCAUUGUAAUUUGUUGCUUAUUAUAAUUACUGGAUAAGUUUGAGUGAACUGGGAAUAAAAACAAAUGUGAAAACCAGCUUUGAAAAAAUAACACAAGUGCAUGCAAAUGGUAUGUUCACUUUAAAUGAUUGCGCUAUGGAAUUACUGUAUUUCCAAACAUGUAAGUAAGGUCUGCUAGCAAACACCCAACAGGACUUAACUUUGACUUGAGUUCAUAAAUCUAAGCUCCCACAUCUCUUCCACCAUAAGAAUUCAAAUAUUUCCCAAUUUCUUUUCAUUGUUGCCAAUCCCCCAUAUAUGGGUUUAGAUGCCCUCUCCCCCACCCAACCCCAAGGAAGCCAAUGGUGAAUGCAUUCUGUAGAUAUCAUCUUGUGUCAAUAUGCAUUUGUGAGUACAGCACAAGACCUUUAUAUAUGCCAUUAUCUACCGAUCAAUACUAAUGCUUUUAUAAUAAUAUGUAUGUGCCUUCAGGAAUAUUUUGCAGGAAUUAAACUUAUAAGCAUAAAAAAAUAAGUGGGUAUCCAAUGAGAAAGACUAGGGAAAACUUGUUCUAAACUCAUGAACUGAUUUGUCCUUUUGUACAAUUUGAAAUAGCUUAAUAUCACUUACUUUUUGUAGUCAGGCUGAUACUAAGUCAAGUACAUCUUAUUUAGCCGCACAUCUGAAUUGUUUUGUUUUUCUUGUGUAUUUAAAGUAUUUUAACAUUACACUAGUGUAGUGAAACCAGUUGUGAGUCUUAAAUUAAUAAAAUGCUGCUCAUAAGGAAGAAAAUAAAGUAACGUAGACAAGAACUCGUA
Molecule: messenger RNA, 5023 nt
Organism: Orbicella faveolata
Lineage: Eukaryota; Metazoa; Cnidaria; Anthozoa; Scleractinia; Merulinidae
Product: sodium- and chloride-dependent GABA transporter 1-like
Biological process (GO): nitrogen compound transport; sodium ion transmembrane transport; amino acid transport
Cellular component (GO): plasma membrane
Source: RefSeq, a predicted model, not a curated record